AUGAUAACAACAGCUGAGGCUACAACAACAACAGCCAUCCCCACAACAACUACAGCGCCAACAACCAGAAAUGCUACCGACACAACCACAUCUGCACCAACAACAACCACAGCUGUUCCUACAACAACCACAGAUGCACCCACAACCACCACAUCUUCUCCGGCAACAACAACAGCAGCUCCAACGACUACAACAGCUUCCUCUACAACAACCAUAGCUGAUCCCACAACAACAGCAGAUACUACGACAACAACUGCUGCAGCUACAACAAUCAAAUUCUUCCCCACAACAACCAGAGCUGCUCCAUCAACAACCACAGAUAAACCCACAACAACUACAUUUUCUCUGACAACAACUACAGCAGCUCCCACAACCACAACAGCUCCCCUUAAAACAACCACAGAUACACCAACAACAACAACAUCUUCCCCGACAACAACUACAGCAGAUCCACCGACCACAACAGCUUCCUCUACAACAAGUACAGCAGCUCCAACAACAACCACAGCUACUGCUUGGACAACAACAGCUGCGGCUAGAACAACCAAAGUCGUCCCCACAACAAACACAGCUGCUCCCACAACAACCACAGAUGCACCCACACCAACCACAUUUUCUCUGAAAACAACUACAAACAUCAGCUGCUCCCACAACAACCACUGCAGCACCAACGAUGACUACAGCUGCUCCUACAACAACCACAGAUACACCAACAACAUCUUCUCCAGCAACAACUACAGCAGAUCCAACGACCGCAACAGCUUCCUCUACAAAAAGUACAGCAGCUCCAACAACAACCACAGCUAUUUCCACAACAAACACAGCUACUGCUACGACAACAACAGCUGCGGCUAUAACAACCAAAGUUGUCCCCACAACAACCACAGCUGCUCCCACAACAACCACAAAUGCACCCAUACCAACCACAUUUUCUCUGAAAACAACUACAGCAGCUCCCACAACCACAACAGCUUCCCCUACAACAACCACAGCUGCUCCCACUACAACCACAGCCGGAGGAACGACGACCACAGCUGCACUCAUAACAAUAACAGCUGCUCCAACAAAAACCACAUCUUCACCCACAACAACCACAGUUUUUCCCACAACAACCACAGCUGA
Molecule: messenger RNA, 1122 nt
Organism: Coregonus clupeaformis (lake whitefish)
Lineage: Eukaryota; Metazoa; Chordata; Actinopteri; Salmoniformes; Salmonidae
Product: cell wall protein DAN4-like
Exons: 2
Coding region: 1-1122 (373 amino acids)
Source: RefSeq, a predicted model, not a curated record